Hyalella azteca is the source of this 1679-nucleotide messenger RNA. RefSeq names its product rRNA N6-adenosine-methyltransferase ZCCHC4. Gene Ontology annotation, molecular function: zinc ion binding; rRNA (adenine-N6-)-methyltransferase activity; nucleic acid binding. Bases 131 to 1666 code for a protein of 511 amino acids. The record is from RefSeq and is a predicted model, not a curated record. Gene Ontology annotation, biological process: rRNA methylation. Gene Ontology annotation, cellular component: cytoplasm; nucleolus. Lineage: Eukaryota; Metazoa; Arthropoda; Malacostraca; Amphipoda; Hyalellidae. The transcript is spliced from 10 exons.
GUCACUCGAUGUGCUGCAGAGUGCAGACUGCAUACUGCUGUGCGUGUAGUACUAGUACCUACAAUUAGCGUUCACGCGUUUUUUCCUACUUCGUGUAGCAGUGUAGCUGAUCUGAUAGAAUUCCUGAAUAAUGGCUCCUAAUUUUCCCCCAUGGAGAAGGCGUGCACCUAAACCGAAGUUAGGUGUUGAAGUCGUGACAGCAAACAUCUCACAGAAUCCUAUGUGUUUACAUGGCCCAACAAUAUGUUUUGAGCGGUUCUUCAUAGAGAAGAAGUCACGGAAAUUCUAUGCAUGCUCGGCAUGCAGAGACAGGAAAGACUGCCCAUUCUUCAUGUGGGCUGAUCAGACGCAAUCUAAGGCUUAUAGAAACACGUGGUUGAGGAAAAUUAAAGAAAACAGGCCUAAACGUUCUCAUCUAGAGGAAUACAAAAGGUUAUCAAGCAUAUGUGAAGUGAGCCCUGAGGAACGAGGCUACUGCACCAUAUGCAAUAUGCUGUGUCUGCUGCCCUGUGAUAGCGACCACAUCCCCACACCUCUCUGCUCGGCCGCUACUGUUAUAACUCCCAUACCUGACCACCUUCUCACUCAUCCUUCUCAAUUGGUGCCAUUGAAAGAGAACUCGAAGUGUGAAGCACAGUACCUGUUCAGCAGCCGGUCCCUGAAGGCGGUGGUGGACAUGGUGGCAGCUACAGGCGCCACUAAAGUGCUGUGUGUGGGAGUGCCCAGCCUGCAUGAAGCAAUUGCCAACAACGAGACCAGCCUCAGUGCCACCUCGAUGCUGCUCGACAUUGAUACCAGAUAUAGGAACUUCUUCCCACUCACCAGCUUCGUUCACUUCAACAUGUUCAACCAACACUUCUUCGACGGAGCGCGCGCGAGGCAGCGCGUCAUCACCUUCCUCACGGGAGCCAAGAACGUGUGCGUGGCGUGCGACCCGCCCUUCGGAGCUCGCGUAGAACUGCUCAAUGUGUGCUUCUCGUACCUGGCUGACCUGUGGCGCGAUGCCAACGGCCUGCCUCCUCACGCACAGAUGUCGGUGUUGCUGAUGUUCCCGUACUUCCUGGAGUACCAAAUCACCGAGAACCUACCAACUUUCACUAUGUUGGACUACCAGCUCGACUAUAUCAACCACGACCACUACACAUCAGGCAGCAAGAAGGCCAUGAAGCGGGGGUCGGCUGUGCGUGUGUUCACUAACCGUCCAGCCAGCGUCUUCCCUCUACCGGAGAGUGAAGGCUACCGGCGCUGCGAGCCUUGCGACCGCUGGGUCUACGCCAGCAACGUGCACUGCGACCUGUGCCGGGGCUGCAUGGGCAAGGACGGGAGCGCGUACAAGCACUGCGAUGAGUGCGGGCGGUGCGUGAAGCCGUCGUGGCAGCACUGCGCCGCAUGCAGCAAGUGCCAGAGCCGUGACCACCGCUGCACUGGGCAGCCCUCCGUCAGCUUCAAGCUGCACCAGCUCAGGGAGCUCUCCAGCAAGUGCAUAGUCUGUGGCGACCCUGGCCACAAGAGGAAACAUUGUCCCACUCGAGAGGAACGAAAUAAAGCGGAGUUGGAGCGACCGCCCAAAAAGAAAAGGAAGAAGGCCGCUCAUGCUUACCCUAUCUCGUCUCACGAAGAAAAUUCUCAAUAUUUACAAGUAAUAAAAGGAAUUUUAUCCGAGUAAACAAUGCACAAGA